Salvelinus fontinalis (brook trout) is the source of this 1013-nucleotide messenger RNA. RefSeq names its product leukocyte immunoglobulin-like receptor subfamily A member 3. Bases 1 to 897 code for a protein of 298 amino acids. The transcript is spliced from 4 exons. The record is from RefSeq and is a predicted model, not a curated record. Gene Ontology annotation, molecular function: transmembrane signaling receptor activity. Gene Ontology annotation, biological process: cell surface receptor signaling pathway. NCBI's taxonomy places the organism in Eukaryota, Metazoa, Chordata, Actinopteri, Salmoniformes, Salmonidae.
AUGUGGAGUGAUGCAGUCAGACUGACAGUGACAGCUCUGCCCACGGCCUCAGUGAAAGCCUCUCCACGCGGUCCCCUCUAUUCUGGAGAGACAGUCACUCUGCAGUGUGACAUAGACUACAGAGACUGGACGUACCACUGGCACAGAGACAACCAUCUGCUUCCCAUUCCGACCAGUAAAACCACCACCAUCUCUCUCCCUGACCAGGCUGGUCAGUACCAGUGUGAGGGGACAAGGACAAGGCGGCCCGAGAGGACAUAUCUCAGCUCAUCUCUCACCAUCGUUGUUGCUGCCCUGCCCAAAGCUACACUGACCAUAACACCAAACCCUGCAUACACUGGAGAGACAGUAGCUCUGACGUGUUCAGUGGGGUCUGACAGUGGCUGGAGGUAUACAUGGUACAAAGACAACACUAAGAAAGUAGUGACCUUGUCUGGCAGACACACAACAACAGGAGUCACCUUCACCAUAAAAAAAGCUGCUGAGUCUGACCAGGGUCUCUACUGGUGUCAGGGAGAGAUCCAGUCCAGAUCCAUAUCAUCAAUCAUCAGUGAUCCUGUCACUAUCACUGUGAAAGAGAGACCUGUGGCUGUUCUGACCCUCCAACCCAACUGGCCCCAGAUAUUCAGUGGAGAGACUGUCACACUCAGAUGUGACAUACAGGGGGGAGAAGAGAUUGAGUAUGUUUUUUAUAGCAGUGGGAAGUCAGUCUACACCAAAACAGAGCCUGAGUACAGAAUCAGUCCUGCAAAGAAUGGUCUAUAUACCUGUAAAGGUCUUCAGAAAACAAAUGGCUUAAAACACUCCCAGACAAGUAAUGCUAUACAAUUGACCGUGUUAGGUAAGUCUGUUUUUAUGGGAUUCCAAGAUAAAGACAGAAGGGAUGAGGUCAAAUAGCAGACAGUGGUUUCAAUGAUGAAACAAAACUAUAGUUUGUUUUAGGGGUGAGGUACAAUACAAUAAAAACAAAAUGGGUAAACAUUUUAAAGACUGAACAUUUGAUUUGUGUCAUU